Messenger RNA from Topomyia yanbarensis, 1212 nucleotides. Its product is annotated as prion-like-(Q/N-rich) domain-bearing protein 25. The record is from RefSeq and is a predicted model, not a curated record. Lineage: Eukaryota; Metazoa; Arthropoda; Insecta; Diptera; Culicidae. The transcript is spliced from 7 exons. The coding region runs from base 119 to 1123 and encodes 334 amino acids.
ACCGUAGUAUUAGUAGAAACGGAACGAUCAUUUUAAAACCAAACCUUUUAGAUCUCUGACGCCCUCCAUUGCCGGCCACAUCUGAACUAAGCGGAAUUAGAAACCUGCUUCAUUAACUAUGUAUAAAUCUGUUAUAUUAAUUUUGGCCCUCGGGUUGUUCCUACCAGUUAUUAGUGCCAAUGACAUAAUCGAUCUAUCCUGCGAAAAUGAUACAGACUGUGAAAUAUUCUGGAACACCGUGUCCAACUCCUCGUGCGUCUCUGGUCAGUGUCAAUGUGUGGAUCCGGAAACCGGCAAUAAGACUUUGUGUAAACCAAUGGUCUCAAAAGCCUCCAAUCAAAUAGGCGGAAUUUGUCCGUGUAUUGCGGAUAAUUCAUUUUGCCACGAAAAGACUCAGCUCUGCGUUUGUAAGGAAGGGUUUCAGCCGAAUAGAGCCGGGAAAAAGUGUAUCAGCAAAUCUGUCCCGUUGGGAGAACCAUGUGAAAUCGACGAGCAGUGUAUUCAACAUGAUCAUUUCUCACGUUGCGACGAGAUCCAGCAUAACUGUACCUGUUCGAACCACUUCGUGAUCUACAUGGACACGUGUCAUUCCAUUAUUGCCACUGGGAACGCAUCCUGUGAGCAGGACACGGACUGUUCCAGCAGUGUCGUCGAUUCCGUUUGUCACGAUAAUCAAUGUAUAUGUGACAAGGGAUUUGUGGCAAACGCAGAAAACACGAGUUGCCUGAUAGUAGCUCAGUACGAGCAGCCCUGCAUCGAUUCGAACCAAUGCAUCGCUCAACUUGGCGUCGGUUCCCUUUGUAAAGAUGCCAAAUGUGUGUGCAAUGAGCAGUAUUUCCCAUUCACAGUACAAUCCUACAACAAUGCCACAGCGGAGCACAAAGUGAUGAAUGUUUGUACUCGAAAGAUCACGCAUGGAUCGAGCUGCAACGACAGCAAGGAUUGCUACCAAUUUCACAGAGGUCCUCACGAGCAGAACAUGGAGUGCUUCUUGGGAGAGUGCGUCUGCUCUUCAGGAAGCUACGAGAAGGACGGCGUUUGCGUUAGCUACAGUUCGGCAUCAGUUCUAGUCGUCUCGCCGGUGCUUGCGUUCUUAGUAAUGAGUGCAAUACUAUUUGCCUGAAAACAAUUACUAAUUUAAGUUAACUGUUAAACCAUGUUGUUAUUCGCUUGAUGCAUAUUACUAAAUAAAGGAUAAUAUAAAUUUUUAAA